CUCGACAGUCGCCGUCGACGACGAUCUGUUGUUGUUGUGGCUGCGAUCUCAACGUCAUUAUUGCUCGCGAUAUCUGCGGGCAUGUCCUGUGCCGAUAUUCAAUGAUCAAUUGCCUCCAUGAACAUCUGGUCUUGAACUAUCCCAGCUCUUUCAGCUGGUAAUAGCAUGGGCUGGUAGUGCUGGCUGGCGCUGACGCAACCAACACACAGACUAUCCAGCUACUAUCAAUCACAACGACUUGAGCAAAAUGGAGUCGGCAAUUCGAUGGUCCCCUUCCUCGACCACGGCAGAGCAACGCUUUCUCUCCGUGGAUGUUACAGGGAGGGAAUUUCGACUCUGCAAGGUCACCUCGUUUGACGGCAGAAACCUAGACCAUGAAGUACUCUCGACACAUACCAAGGUGCCAGCCUUUCGUGCUUUCGACUGGUCUCCCGUGGAUGAGUCGCUAAUUGCUGUCGGUCAAUCCUCUGGAGAUGCGACUAUUUUGCGUAUGGGUGGUGAUUCUCAAGACUCGUUUUCUUUCCCCAUUCGGAAUCAACGUUACUGCAAUGCGGUUGCAUUCAGUACGCAUGGACUGCUGGGCGCCGGGCUGGAUCGCGUUAGAAAUGACUUUUGCUUGAACAUUUGGGAUGUGAACCAGCGUGUGGCGAUGAAAGGAACGAAGGGGUUUGCUGAACCGUUGAGAAAAUUGGCUAGCUCGGAGCCGAUUACCAGUAUCAAAUUCUUUAGAGACCAGCCAGACACGCUUGUAACUGGAGUUAAGGGUCAAUUUGUCAGGAUAUAUGACCUGCGGGAGGGACCUGGUAAUCCAUCUCUGCAAUUCCCCACACGGUGUGUCCAUAAUCUGGCCAUUGAUUGGCUUGAGGAGAAUUAUAUUGCAUCCUGCCUCCCAUCCGGUGACCCUACUGUCUGUAUCUGGGAUCGACGUGUAGGCUCCCGGUUUACUUCACCAGCCGUGGGCCCAACCAGCGGCAUUGAGACCGGCCAGCCAGGCCCUGCACUUGAAUUCAAGAAUGUUGUCUCGCCAAAAUCAACAUUAUGGAGUUUACGUUUUUCAAGAACCAAGAGAGGUUGCUUAGGCGCUCUUUCCAACACCGGCCAUUUCAAAACUUAUGAUAUCGCCAAGGAAUACCUAUCCGAAGAGUAUCGCGCUUCGAUGGAUGAGACUCUUGGCCAGGGUUCCUUUAGAAAUUACCCCGAACAAGUUUACACCAAAUCUGUACGAGACGUUUACAGUCCGUUUAAUCAUCCUUCGCGCGGCUGCAACGAGCUGGAAAGAGUGGUCUCUUUUGAUUUCCUAAAUAUGAGUGCCUCCAACGAGCCAAGCGCUGUGACCUUAUCUGGCAAUGGGCAAGUCAAUGUUAUCACACUCCAGCCGACUUCACCCCCUGUGCGGCUUUCUUCUCAAGGUGUCUUGGUGCGCGGAGACCCUGACGGCUACGUGGAAUUCAAUACUAUGGGUCCCAUGUCUGGCCAGGAGACAAGUAACUCCGAGCUGGUUGCCAAAAUACGCAAAAAUCACUUACCAGACUCUGAUGAUCAAUCAAAUGGUCUGAGAGGUCGGCAGGCUGACUUAAAUGGCCGCUCUACAAGUCCCCUCUCAAGUCGCGAGACCCGAGAGCGUGACUUGUCUCUAGGAACCUUAGACUCCCCUUUGACGGCUGAAGAGGCAUUGACACUAUUGACUGUCAAUAGACAUCGAUGCAGGGAUGGGUAUCUUUUUGAUGAGGUUCGCAACAAAACAAUAGUUGCCGAGGAUCCCUUCUUGCAAGACUUCUGGGAUUGGGUUAAGCGGGCACGGUCUGACUCAUCUGAUUCCUCGAUGGUCAUGAACGAGCUGGAUUUGAAUUACAUGGGGGUGUCCAGUAUCUGGAACAAUGACUUGGGCCAGAGCCUCGAAAGCCGACGAAUUGGCUCGUAUGGUCCGCAUUCCGUCCAUCCCACUCAUAUAAAAGAGACCAUUGUUGAUUUGGUUCGUGAUCGGUUGAAUCUAUCCGAGACCAAAAACUGCGAGACAAAGUACCUUGAACAUCGCCUUCUUUGCCUUCGACUCUGUGGUGCAACACAAUCCCACCGUGAACUUGAAGAACUUGUCAAGACGUUAAGUGCAGAUAACCAGCAUACCAAAGCCGCUGCCUUGGCUGUCUUCCAAGACGAAGCCAAACUCGCUUACUUGGCGUUGCGCAGCAAUGAACCUACACAAGCACAUAAAUUGCUUGCCAUGGCCAUAGCAGGUGCAGCAAAAGGAGAGGCCGACUCGGAUUGGGAAGAGACAUGCGCAGAGAUUGCCAAAGAGCUUACCGACCCUUAUGCCCGGGCUAUCCUAGCGCUGGUCAGCAAAGGGGAUUGGAAUUCAGUUAUCCAAGAGACCACAUUGCCACUGAAAUACCGAGUUGAGGUCGCUUUACGUUGGCUUCCCGACGAAGAUUUAACCGCGUACUUGAAAGAGACCACCGCUGAGGCCAUCUCUCAGGGCGACAUUGAGGGAAUUGUUCUCACGGGCCUUGGUCAUUCCGCCAUGGAUCUAUUCCAAUCUUAUAUCAGUAAGUUUAAUGAUGUACAGACGCCAGUUCUGGCCAUGAGCCAUACUGUCCCGCGCUUCAUCAACAACGGAGCCUACAAGACUCAAUUCGAAUCAUGGCGCGAGACCUAUCGUUGGCAGAUCAACUCCUGGAAACUACAGUUGGAACGAGCACGAUUUGACGUUGGGUCCCGCAAAUUCGCGGUCACCUGGGAUGGCCGAAAACUAAUUGAACCACCACGGCAACAGGUCAGCUUGACUUGCAACUACUGCACCAGGCCACUCACCCAGCAUGACUCGUCUUCUCAGAUUUCUUCGUCCAGCGCAGGGGAGGUCGUGCACCCGACCGCAGGAAACCCGUUGGGAACGGCCGCAAUGUCUGGGAUGGUCUGUCCGAGAUGUGGGCGCCAUAUGCCUCGAUGUGGAGUUUGUACGCUUUGGCUGGGCUCUCCGGAUCCGAUGUCUCGAGCGUCCAUUGCAGCGGAGUCUGGUCAAGAACAGCGCAAACCCACAGAAACAGACUUGAUGCGAAGAUUUAUUGUCUUCUGUAUCAACUGCAAUCAUGGUUUCCAUGCACAUCAUGCCCGGGAAUGGUUUACGAAACACAGAGUCUGUCCGGUUGCUGAAUGUAACUGCAUAUGCGAUCGGUAGACUUGAUUAGAUCCUCUGGCUGCCCUGUAUCCAGCUUUUAUGUCUUUUCUUCCUUUCAAUUUCUUUUCGGAUUCUUUUUCCUUUUCACGCUUCCUGAGAUUAAAGGGAAGGGGGUUUGUUUUAUCUCUAUUAUAUACCCAUUUUUAGAAGCAGCAUAUCAGCAGAAGGCAAUAGGAGUAUCUACUACCUUAGUUUGAACACAAAUAUUUCC
Messenger RNA from Aspergillus wentii DTO 134E9, 3383 nucleotides. RefSeq lists its product as uncharacterized. Gene Ontology annotation, cellular component: cytoplasm. The record is from RefSeq and is a predicted model, not a curated record. NCBI's taxonomy places the organism in Eukaryota, Fungi, Ascomycota, Eurotiomycetes, Eurotiales, Aspergillaceae. Gene Ontology annotation, biological process: positive regulation of TORC1 signaling. The coding region runs from base 248 to 3172 and encodes 974 amino acids. Gene Ontology annotation, molecular function: protein binding. The transcript is spliced from 4 exons.